AAAAUUAAUAUAUAGUUUAUAAUAACUAAAUGAAUUUUUACCUUGAUAUUAUAUGGACGAGGUGGAAUGCCGACAUCAAUAGAGAAAUAUUGUCCAAUACCGGAGUUUCCAAGCUUUUGAUAAACAUGUCGACAAGACCAUCCUUCUUCAAGUGCAGCCACUCUUCAGCUCUCAAGACCACUUCAAAUGCCUGGUGCACCUGAGAAAGCAUUCUGAUCGUCUCACUGUCGUCGAGACCUUGCAAGGCCUUGCUGAUCACAUUCAGGAUCAUCAUCUCAGACUCUAAAAUUUUCAAUAAAUAUAAAAUAUUACACAGAUUUGAUUUCAAAUUACGUUGAGCAAUGAAAAGGAAAUCCCUCUUGACUUUCAGAAGGCCAAUUUGCAUCAUGUACGUAAGAGUUUGCUUUGGCGUUGGGACGGAAAUCAGAGUAGCAUCUUUUGAUUUAAACAAACCAACGCAAAUUUUCCCCAGGUCGCUGUUGUUGCACGAUUGGAUCUGGAAGAAAUCAUUUCAGGAUUAACAUAAAAUUUAGGUUUCAAUAUUUAAAUUCUACCAAGAAAUCGUGAAUCACACUAUGCUUCAUCACAUUCUCAAUUUCAAUUGCAACGUCGUUGAUCAUGGAGAUAUCUGAAAUUUGAAAAGAUUUUGGGCAUCGAGAAAUUCAUUUAACACUAAAAAUUUACUUUUGAUAGAGUUCCAAACUGCGUCGGUCAAGUCUGAGCAAGGUCGAUGCCCAUCGCCAACAAUUUUGAACAGGUUGCUGAGCGACUCCAAAUCUGUUUCAGUAUCAAGAUCAAGAUUGGAAUUCAGCAUUUCUAGGAUAGUUUGGCCAGUUGGCUCUGCAUCGACGCAGGGCAAAGAAACGCUGGGGUCAACUGAAUCUUGCUUUAAGAUUCCUGAAAUAUACUGUAGCAGAUGGAUCUCUUCCCAAAUCUUUCCUGUCUGCCAGUGAGAGUAGUUGUUUUGCAGGGUGAUUUCCUACAUUUCUAAUUUUAUUAUUCAAUGAUUUAAAAGUACUUUUAAAACUUACAAUUUUGGCUUCGGUGCCAGCCAACUGAGUAGUAGGAAUGUCAGAGUUGAAAUUUUUUGGAUUGGCCCAUGCCAUUUUGACGUGAAAACAGUCUGCCUUAGGAUCAGUGCCUUCUUUCAGGUGAGUUUGUUGCAAAUACUCUGCUCGCAAAACUGAACUUUCCUGAAAUUAUAUGAAUAUAAAUUUGUGUAAAACCAAAUUUUUUUGUAUAAUGUCGUACAAGUUCAGCGCCGGAGUUUAUGACUUGAUUGAAAAUUUUCUCUCUGACAACUUUCAUAUCACUGGCAUUCAGAUUUCCCAAAGACUUUGCCUCAAGGGUAGUGUCACUGAUGCACGUCAACGAGCCAGAGCCAAAGAGACAGGAGGAGAGAACUGUUGGGCCCCCAAUGCAAACGACGAUCACUGAAGCCAAGUCGUGUUGACUGAAUUGGUUUGCUCGGCAGAACUUAGCAACUUCCAUGCCAUACCAAAGCAUGAUGUUUCUAAGGAAUAUAAUUUUUUUAUUAUUAGAAAUAACUCAAAGGAAUGAUCAAACCUGGCCAGCUGAACAGGCAAGGGCGUGUAGAUGUCAAGGGGGAAGAAAUUCUUGUUCAGAGUUGUGAGUUUCGAGUUGAGCAAGUCCAUUUCCUCCUCUGUGAAGGGGCAUUCCAAGGGACAGCCCUCAAUUUCAAGUCCAACGGGGGCUACGACUUCCUGCUUUUCAGAGUUGACAUUUGCCUGAAAAAUAUUUUACAAAUUCUCAUUAUUAUUAAAAAUUAAAAUCAUCAAAUUUUAGAACUAACGAGUGGGUCAAUUUUGUUGACCACAGUGUUUGAGAUGACUAAGAAGCGGCCGUUGCAGUGGGCGUUCAAGACCCUCAUGAAGCUGGGCGGAUGGUCCACCAGAGUGAUCAGAGGUUGACAUUCUUUGAAUGAUUUGCUCCAUUCCAAUCGGUGCUGCUGAAUUAGACCCUUGAGAAGGUUCAUUUGCAGAAAGGCCGCUCCGUCAUCUCUGCUGAAUUUGACAUCUCCAGACUUAGCCUUCAUUUUUGCAGGGUCUUUAGCAAAUUUUCUAAAAAUAGAUUGAUUCGGCUCAAUUUGUCAUCACAUUAUGAUAUUAGGUACAAAUAUCCAAAAAAAUAUUUACCAACCUACCACCUGUCAAUGUCAACAAUUGCGUGCUUUACGCGGGCUGUGAGCGGCUGAGCACUCUUCUUUAAGUGUACCAACAUGACAAGUAGAUUAGCAAUUAGCGGCAAUUAGUUUGAAACUGGUAAAUAGGUAAAUUAUUGAAAAUAAACUACAUAAAAAAAUUUUCACUCAAAUUGAAUGAUGAUAAAUUAUAAUUUAUGUAUUUAACGCUAUGAUUGUUAUAAUUAAUUUUUUGCGAUUAAUUCUAUCACUUUUGCUAUUUUGCCUCUCAGCCGGCAAGUGCUUCAGCCACGCCCCUGUCACUGUGCCACUCAAAACAAACUCAAAACUCAAAAAUCCACCUACCAAUUUAAAUGUAAAUACAACUAUGUAGUAAAAAUUAAACCAACAUAAAUAAGACCUGGCUAAAUGGUAUUAACUAUAGCCAAUUAAAUCAAAAUUCAACAACAACAACAACAACCAAUUCUUUUGCAUCCUCGGGCUCGGUUCAAAACCUAAAUAAGAUUAAAUUGUGAAUUAAUAGGUCUUGGUCGAGUCGAAACGAAAGGCGAAAGCCUCUGAAAACACUGAAAAAGAAAGACAAAGUUUGGCACUCGAUAUAAUGCAAUUUUUAACGGAAGAACUAUGGUACUUGAGAACUUGUUCAGCUCUCAAAAGGAGGCUCAUCCACGACCUUAGCCAGAUCUGAUACAUAAUCUUUUCAAGCCGUCUCAUCUGAAGAGUCUAAUAUGGCGGAUACUGAUAAUUCUGCAGCGGACAAAAUAAUACUUGGUCUUCAAAACACUUCACUUCCAGAGGAGGAUAACAUUCCGGACGACAUAAUGCAGAGAGCAGACGAUGUUUUGGCGGCAAUACAUUUGACCGAGCAAGAAGGCCACAAAUUAGCCAACAAUGUCAUGAGCCUGUUGGUUUUUGUUUUAAAUGCAUUCGGCCCAAUUCGCAGUGUAAAGGCCCAAGAAGCGUUCAUUGUCAGGCUCACUUUAACUUGCAAGGCAAUCAAGAAGUUCGUCUUUGAAGGUCAAGAGACAAAAUGUAGCGUGAGGAAUUGUACGCGAGAAGCGAAGUACAAGGCGAGCGCCGAGCUGUCAUGCAAUGUUAUACUGUCAAUACUGCAUCCGAAACCCAGAUGGCCUUCGUUGUCAAGAGGUGGGCUGCACUUGGACUGGCAAGCAAAACUCUUGUUGCAUUGGAGCCACCAGUUCAAGCUACUCCGGCUUUAGACCCAAAUAUUAGCCUUGACCCUGUGACCUACCUUGAAGCACAGCUAGCCUCAACAACACUGACGCAACACCCACUCUCACCUGACGUUGUAGAUAAGGCCAAUGGCCUUCUGGCGUCCCUGCUUACUGUCAAACUUGCACCUGAGGCCAAAAUCGACAAUGCAUUCAACUUUGUACUGAAACUAAUGGACAUGUACAAACAGAAAAGGCUGACGUCCAUGAAAGACAAGCAGUUGCUCCUGUUACAUCUGGCGGAAUCGUCAGAAAUUAUGAGCGAAACCAUGUUUCCAAAAGGUAUAAAGUGCUCGAUGUGCGACGAAGUCGGUGACUUCAGGUCAGCGUGUUGUAAGAGGACCUACUUUUGCGGACCUUGCUCGCUUAAGAGAGGCAACAUUUGCCUGAUGCAGUGUACCUGGAGUGGGCGCACUUUUGUCCUCUCGUAAUAGUUUAUCUGUGUGCAGUCUCGUUAUUCAUAAAAUUUUUCAAAAAAAUAUCAAAAAAAAAUUGUAUCAUACUCAUUGAUAUUUUUUUUAGUGUACUUAUCACAUUUUAGAAUUUAAUCAUAAAAACCACAAGUAAUUAUUUGGUCUUUGGUCCCUUUUCUUUGUGGGGGAAAUUAAAAUUUUCUUUUGAGUCUGAAGGUAUAAUGUGUUCUAAAUAAGAUUUUGUCUUGGGCCAACAUAAACACUAUGAUAACCGAAACAAAUUUAUAAUAAUGUUUUUCUUAAAUAAUGAGAAGUAAAUAAAAAAAUCAUUAUCAUGUCUUUUUAAUUUUAUAUUUUCUCAAACAUCCUUGUCCAGUAUUAUUCAAGGCACACUUAUGUUGACUUCAAGCUCUUAGUUCAAUAAAUCAAAUGUUUAAUUCUUAUCUUAAUCUAAUU
This is a messenger RNA of Neocloeon triangulifer, 4262 nucleotides long. RefSeq lists its product as uncharacterized. The transcript is spliced from 8 exons. The record is from RefSeq and is a predicted model, not a curated record. NCBI's taxonomy places the organism in Eukaryota, Metazoa, Arthropoda, Insecta, Ephemeroptera, Baetidae. Bases 3249 to 3824 code for a protein of 191 amino acids.